Messenger RNA from Leptomonas pyrrhocoris, 2027 nucleotides. RefSeq lists its product as hypothetical. The transcript has a single exon. The record is from RefSeq and is a predicted model, not a curated record. Lineage: Eukaryota; Euglenozoa; Kinetoplastea; Trypanosomatida; Trypanosomatidae. The coding region runs from base 1 to 519 and encodes 172 amino acids.
AUGACCACGAGCAUGAUGGUGAACAAGGCAGCGAUGCCGACCACGCUGACCACGACGACCACGACGACCACGAUGACCACGAGCAUGAUGGUGAACAAGGCAGCGAUGCCGACCACGCUGACCACGACGACCACGAGCAUGAUGGUGAACAAGGCAGCGAUGCCGACCACGCUGACCACGACGACCACGAGCAUGACGGGGAAGAGGAUACUGACGCUAACCGUGACGUCGGCGAUCAAGGAGCAGCCGAGGACGAGGACGAGGGCGACGGCGAGGGUGAGGAACCCGCGGCAGGCGAGGGGGGAGAUGACGGCGAAGACCGCGACGCUCAGCACGGCGAGAAUGAAGAGGACGAGGGCGCCGAGGCCACACACGACGACGAUAAGGGCGAGGAGGGCGCCGCCGGUGAGCCGCGCGUCGGGCAACACGAAGGGGAGCCGGGCAACGAGGAGGAGGCGGCAGAGGAAGAUCAGCCGGACUACGCUGUGCCUGCUCCCCACCAGAAGCAGCGCCGCGUGAGCUGGAAGCCGACAACCAGCCCGACCGCCCCUGGCUACAACAAGCCGUGGUACCCGUCUGGUAACCCACAGUCCGAACAGCAUUUGCCGUUUGACCAGACGAACCUCUCGAAGAAGAACCUCGAGAGCAUCCGCGAGCUCGAGAAGCGCAAGAGCCUCAUAGAAGAGGAGUCGGUCCGCCGUGGCAGCACCCCGCGCCGAUCCAGCACGCGCGGGGUCUCCCCGAAUUCGCAGUAGGCGACAUACGCCGGCACGUGCUGACCCCAGCAAAGGGGGCGUCGUUGCGUGCACAAGAGCGGUCUCCGCGAUUGCUUACGUGAUUUUCCUGUUGCGUCGGUUGAAUUCCCGCUCCCCCCGAAGAGCAUCCGACGCAGCCGCGCUCGUACCUCCGCUUUUCUUUCUUCCCCUCGUCUCCCAUGCAGCGAGCGCGUGGUCGUGUGCCGGCGCGAAGGCGAACCUGAAGCCAACUCCCCAAACAGACACGGCAAAAGCGAGAAGUCCUGUUUUUCUUUAUGUUGGGGCCUCACCAAUUUGUUGUUGCUUCGUUCUCCUAGCUGUGGCGUGACUACCUGCAACACGUGUCGUGCGGCCGGCCGCCCUCGAAGCUCUUCGCACCCUUCUUUCUUUGAUUUCUUUUCCCUCCUACGUUUUAGUACCUGUACGAAGCUGCAAUUCUGUCUUUAGGUUUUUAUUUGUCCUGUACCGUCAACAUCUGAUACGUAAACACGACUCUUACGUUGCAGCUCCCUCUGCUCUCUAUAUGAAAUCUGCAGGGCGGCUGCGUCGUUCAGUGCGUUCUUUUUUAUUAUUAUUUAUAUACACAUGUUUUUUUUCCUCGUAGGUCAUGCGCGCGCGCAGUUGAGGGUGUGUGAAUGAACAUUGCAUGAAAAAAUUCAAAGGAUAGAGCUGUUCUAUAAAACAGCAGCGUUGAAUUCCGUCCCCCCAAAAAAAAAAACAAGCAAACAAACAAUUGGACAGCACGGGACACUGUCGUAGGUGAACUGCCUGUGGAGAAGGCGUCGCAGCUUCGUUUAUGGUUUUCUCUCUCCAGUACUUCCCACCAACUGGAAAUAGAAGUUGUCUGUGAGACCACUUCUUUUAUUUAUUUAUUUAUCUUCUACUACGGCGAGGGAGAAGGACUCCGUCUCUGUAUUUUUACACCCGCAUUUCAAUCAAAAGAAAAGAAAAAAUAAACUGUACUGCACUCCUUCGUCGAGCGUCGAUGGCAAAAAAAUAUACAACGUGUCUCUUACGUAUCUUUCUGUUUUUUUUCCUGGUUUGAUUAAUUCCUUUUAGUUUUGCUGUUGUUUUUAUGUGAAGCGGUGUGUCAUGGCGCACGUGGGAGGAAACUUCUUUUACUAUAUAGCGUUCUUUUCAUUCUUGUACACCCCCGCAUGCGGUGCGCAUCGGUUGCCGUUCAGCGCAUACAUCGUCUGCCUUUUUUUCUUUUGACGUUUAGUAGGUUUUUCUGUUCUAGUUCGUUGUGCGUCGUCGUCUGGCAAUAAGAUU